Molecule: messenger RNA, 8114 nt
Organism: Neoarius graeffei (lesser salmon catfish)
Lineage: Eukaryota; Metazoa; Chordata; Actinopteri; Siluriformes; Ariidae
Gene: pknox1.2
Product: pbx/knotted 1 homeobox 1.2
Exons: 10
Coding region: 2431-4047 (538 amino acids)
Biological process (GO): regulation of transcription by RNA polymerase II; angiogenesis
Molecular function (GO): DNA-binding transcription factor activity, RNA polymerase II-specific; RNA polymerase II cis-regulatory region sequence-specific DNA binding
Source: RefSeq, a predicted model, not a curated record
AAAAUAAUGAAUAAUAAUAAUAAAUGACCACAUAUAUCAAUCAAACAAAUCUGUAUUUACCUUGCCCGGGACGGAGUCCACCAGGGGGUGAGGUAUUGUUUUCGGUGAGGUUUCUUUGUUAGCAAUGUUGCGGGAAAAUGGCUGGACCCAAUCUUCAGGAUAGAUGGGCAUUGGUCUCAAAUAGAACCUCCAACAUUUUGAGGGUCAUCUGGUCAAGGUCACCAAAAAUGUCAAAAUAAUUUGUUUCGUGAUAUCUUCCUUCAUAUUCGUCAUAUUUACUUCAAACCAAUUCCAAACUGUUCAUCUUUCAAUUCUGCUUCCAUUGCUAUGUUACAUGAUGGGGUAUCUCUCGUAGUUUUCUGAGCGGUUGGGGGUCAAAUGUCAGGGGGUUCAAGGUCAUUGCUAAAAUUUGCAUAUUUUCCAUUAGAACUCGAAAACGGUUAGAGAUAGAGAGAUGUUUAUCAUUAAUCAACAUAUAGGAAGUCAUAUAUGCGCUAUCAUUUGGCACCAUGACCUUUGUUUGUUUGUGUCUGUCUGUCUGUCUGUUAACAAUCUAGCGUCUAGACAGUUGCACCGAUUAACUUUAAAUUUUCAGGGUAGGUGGGCAAUGGUCCGUUGAUUACCCGAUUAAAUUUUGGGGGUGAUCGGGUCAAGGUGAAGGUCAAGGUCACUGGAAAGGUCAACCUUUUGGUCAAAAUAACAUUUUCCAUUAUAACUCAAAAACGGUUGCCGAUAGACAGAUGUUUACUAUUAUGAGCAUAUAGGAACUCCCAUAUGGCCUUUCAUUUUCCACCAUGAUCUUUGACCUAGAGUGACCUUGAAAGGUCAAACUUAAGGUCACGGAUUUUCAGAGGGCUGUAACUUGAAAACAGUUGAUGGUAGACAGAUAUUUACCAUUAUCAACUUGUAGGAAGUGCCAUAUGGGCUUUCAUUUGGCACCGUGAUCUUUGACUUGUGACUUUGUGACUUUGAAAUGUCAAGGUCAUGGAUUUUCAUAGGACUAUAACCUGACAGCUGAUUAUUGAGAAAUAUUAUCAUUAUCAACAUAUAGGCAUAAAAUAAGUGCUGCCAGGCGAGGUUUGUUUUGCCUGGCAACACUCGUUACAUAUUAUGAUAUUAACAUUUACUUUUUACAUGAUACAAAAAUGGCUUUCAGUGUCCUUGUUCACUUGAAUGAAUUCACCCCUGACAUUUUUGUUGAUAUUCAGAGAUCUUUGGGAAUACAGUACUAUCAUGAGAAUGAUGGGUGGGAUGGUGGAACUCCAAACACCGUGGUCAGUAAUGAGCGAAAAUAAGGACAUGCAAGGCUGACCCCGAGCUUUUCCACCACUCGCAGAACAGUAUUUAUAACUCUUCUUUCAAUCAAAGCCAUUGUUACUCCCUGUCACAUGCCUUCAGUCACAUGGGCCUGAGAUUAUAGAGUAUGAGAGAUGGAGACAGAUACAGAGAGUGCAUGAUUUCACCAUGUUUUACUGAAGAUGAUGAUUAAUCAAUCAUGUCCUGCCGUUCAAUUACAUGCUACAAUAGAGUGAGCACAUUUUAGGAAUACAUUGUUUUUUGGGCUGUUCAGGUUAGUUGAAUCUAAUUUGUUUGAGGAAAAAAUAACUUCACAGGCACUUGGAGAGAGCGAGCGAAAGAGAGAGGAAUGGUAGACCUACAGAAAUACAUCCUUACUACAAAUGUCAGAUACCUUUUAAAAUGAACAUUUAACUACUCUAUUUUACCAUUGAGUACUGAAAUGUAUAAAGGAGCCGAGUAUUUUAUGCUAUCAGAGCUAACAUUAGUAGUAGCGCAAGAUUAUAUGUCUGUGUUUGUAUCACAUGAUGGACCGGCCACUUUAAAGCUGUACUGACUUUCAGAUUUUUCAAGUGUAGGUCAUAAAAAGAAUUCUCCCCAACACCCAAUUAUUUUUGUUUAGUGGACCGAAAGCUACUGAAUUCGAAUCACAGACUUCCAAUUUUAUUAGUUUUUUUUAAAUCGAAUGAUUAAUGAAUUUAGGACACAUGGCCCUAAAUUCUCCGCUAUUUUUUUCCUGCUUCACCAUGACACAAUUCAAGAUACUAUGUCAUGAAUCACCGACUAGUGGCCUAGUGGUAGCGUGUCCGCCUCUCGAUCGGGAGAUCGUGAGUUCUAUUCACGGUCGGGUCAUACCAAAGACCAUUAUAAAAAUGGUACCUACUACCAUCUGGCAAGGCACGCUGCAAUACAGAUGUGCAUGGGGAGUUAAACUCUCGUGGUUACCAGAGGACUAGCCCCCCACUGUAACCCUAGCUAUGUAAUAGACGAGAGGCCGAGGGCUACGGAAACGGAGAUCAGCGCCGCCCGAUGCGCCACCAUCAGAGUUGGGCCUGGUUAGUACUUGAGUGGGAGACUGCCUAGGAAUACCAGGUACUGUAGGCGCGGGAAGGACUUUGACUUUUUUUUGAUGUCAUGAAUCAUGUGGUGGGCUUUCCCCGUUCGUGCAGGGCAUUGUGGGAUACAAAUUUGAAACAGGAGAGUGUACAAAUGAAAUGUGAAAGACUGAAUACAGUAACGGAAAGUGAGAAGAAAACACGUUAUGUUGUGAAGGAAAGGAAACGCAGGACCAAACUAAUAAAUAUCGGCAGUCAGCGAGCACCUCGGUGUGAUCAGCUGUUCGUUUUUAGUGACAGAAUGAUGGAACUGUCAGUGCAUGGUCAAGGUAAACCUGUAGAUGGCAGUAAUGCAACACUGUGGAUGCCAGCUGCUGUAAAACCGAAAAGAAGAAGACGACGCCAACACCGAAAGAUGCAGGAGGAGGAGGAGCACUCAGUAGGAGAGACAGAUGAAAGGUUGGAGGAGGAAGAGGAGAGAGAGGAGGAAGAGGAGGAGGAGAGCAGCCCAGUGUCAGCUGACCCCCAGACACCCAUGGAGGCCCAAAAAGCCGCCAUCUACAGGCACCCACUGUUCCCCCUGCUGGCACUUUUAUUUGAGAAGUGUGAGCAGUCCACGCAGCGCUCCGAGUGUGUGACGUCAGCCAGCUUCGACAUGGACAUCCAGAACUUUGUGCGGAGUCAGGAUAAGGAGAGCAAGUCCUUCUUCAGCGAGGACCCUGAGCUCGACAACCUGAUGGUGAAGGCGAUUCAGGUGCUGCGUAUCCACCUGCUGGAGCUGGAGAAAGUGAGCGACCUGUGUAAAGACUUCUGCAGCCGCUAUAUCGCCUGCCUGAAGACGAAAAUGAACAGCGAGACACUAUUGAGCAGCACUGAUCCGGCCAGUCCGUACUCACCGACACAGGCUCAGACUCCAAGCUCUUUCUCUGGGACUGUGAGUCCACAGGGGAUCGUAGUACCAACAUCCGCCUUACAACAGGGCAGCCUUACUGUGACGGCGGUAAACCCCACACAGGUGGUGUCAGGUGGCACAGUUUAUCAGCCAGUAACUGUUGUGACUCCACAAGGCCAGGUGGUUACCCAGGCCCUCUCACCUGGCACAAUACGCAUCCAGAAUUCACAGCUCCAGUUGCAGCUCAACCAGGACCUCAGCUUCCUGAGUCAAGAUGAAAACUCGUCUAAGGCCAAGCGGGGCAUUCUGCCCAAACACGCCACCAGCGUCAUGCGUUCUUGGCUCUUCCAGCACAUUGGGCAUCCAUAUCCUACGGAAGAAGAAAAGAAACAGAUCGCACUGCAGACUAACCUCACCCUGCUGCAAGUUAACAACUGGUUCAUAAAUGCGCGAAGGCGGAUUCUGCAGCCGAUGCUAGACGCCAGCUCAUCAGAUGUGCCCAAGAACAAAAAGAAAACGCCACAGACUCGUCCACUUCAGCGCUUCUGGCCAGACUCUCUUGCAUCCUCAGUCUCCCAGCAACAGGUUACCAUGGAAGAUGGUACCAUGGUAUCAGUUAGCAUGGUAGGAGGAGAGGACGGGCUGCAGACGCUGUCGUCAGACGGAGCAACGCUGGCCAUGCAGCAAGUGAUGAUGGGAGGCCACAGCGAGGAUGAUGAAGACGAUGAUGAAGAUGACGAAGAGGACAAUCUAUCCCACUCCGACAUGACCAGGCUAGGUCUGGAAACCAGUGACUCACUGUAGGAAUGAGAAAUUAGAUUCUCUCAUACACACACACACACACACGCACGCACACUCUGCCAGGGAUGUCGAGAGACACAUUAAAGGAUGUUGUUAAAGAGAUAUUGUUUAAGAAAGUGAAGAAAAAAAAAACACACGAAGGAUUAAGAGAGGAAACGAAAGAAGGAGAGACAUUUUCUCACUGUGCGGUCAAGUGCAUGGUCACAUACUGUAUCUCAUGUUAUGGACAAUCAGGUUGUCAAACAUCCUGAUGAUUAAUCGAUCAGAAGGCUCAAAGCCAUACACGAUUAAAAAAUGGAGUUUAUGUACACACACACACACACGCAUAUGAUAAGCACAAUCGUACAAUAUGUCUGGGGUUUCUUGCACAGUGAGGAUAUGCAUCAGUUUCAUUUCAAAACUUGUCUUUUUGUUUCUUUGUUUGUCUGUUCAGCAGCACAAAGGAAACCUCAUGCACUUUUUAGUAUGUUACUGUAAAACAGCCAAAAGAAAAGAGAACGCGUAGGUCAAUGCUGGAUGAUUUGGCUUUCCUUGUCCUCGUCUCCUUGGAUGAGAUUGUGUCUCUUGCAUGCCUGUGUUUGCGUUGUUUUCAGGCACCAGAGAAGAAGAAACUAUUUUUAUAUUUACACUGCUGAUGAAUCGGUGCCCCUUUGCUUUGGCUCAGUUUUGCUGUGUUUUUGGUAAAGGACAGUUUAUGUUGGCGAUGAUUGAUAAGUCACUUUUUUUGAUAUGAUGGCCCAGUUUAGGGGGAAUUUUGAUAAAGCUUAAUACCUGAAAAUACAAAGAAAGAGCUUUUGCUAUAGUUAUAAGUAGGAACAAAAAGUACAAGGCCUUACAUGUUUCAUUUUAUGACUCGAAACUGGCCUCACGUUUGUCUGAUUAAACUAACCAGCACUUCUGCUACAGCUUUAGUCUCCAGGAAAACCAAGACGCAUGAAAAGUAACAGUUAAUCAAUUCCUAAUAUCUUCCUGUUCUGAAUUACAACACUGUUUUUACACACCAUUGUCGAUUAUUUUUUUCUUUCCUUUCAGAACCACAUGCUUAUGAAGUUUAUAAAUGUAAAGUUAUGAUGUCAGCUAUUACAUAUUUGCUAUUAAAUUGGGAUUUAUCCACGACUCCAUGACGGCUAUCUGCAUCCAUCCAUUAUCUAGACCACUCAUCUAUUGGGGUCACGGGGAAGCUGGAGCCAAUCUCAGUUGACUUCAGGCGAGAGGUGGGGUUCACCCUGGGCAAGUCACCAAUCUAUCGCAGAUCUAUCAAUCUAUCACAGAGACAAGCAACAAAAAUUCACACUCGCAUUCACACCACCGUGCCACCCCAGCUACCUACAUAUCUGUUCUAAAAUGUCGAAUGGACGAAUGAAUCCGAGCUUGUUAGCAAGUUGAUGGAGGUCCAAAGAAGAUGAACUGUGAAGAUCUCUAAUAAACUCUCUUCAACUGCAUUGUACUUCUGGCCAAGUGGUCUUGAAUGAACAGUUAGAUUCAACCCAGUAUUCUGAUCGAUGCUUCCUCGAUUCUUUAUCCUUUAGCCCAUGACUCAAAACUUUCUCAGAGCUCUCUGCCAUCUUUAAAGAGGUCAGCUCACCCUUCCUCUGUGCCAAGUAGCGACCAUUUUCACAUCCACUGCUUGAAACAAAACAAUCUGGUAACACCCUGUGCCUCCUUUUUCUUCUGCUCCCGUUAGGGGUUGCCACAGCUGAUCUUUUCCAUUUGGCAUAGGUUUUACUACACCAGAUGCCCUUCCUGACGCAACCCUCUUGGGACUGGCACUAAGUUUACACUGGCUUCUGCAAACCCAGUGGCUGGGUAUUUUACCUAACUGCACGUCUUUGGACUUGUGGGGGAAACCAGAGCACCCGGAGGAAACCCACACAGACACGAGGAGAACAUACAAACUCCACACAGAAAGGCCCUCGUCGGCCACUGGGCUCGAACCCAGAACCUUCUUGCUGUGAUGUAACAUUGCUAACCACAACACCACUGUGCCGCCCUGGUGACAUCCAACACUACAGGUCAUAAAUUGUAACAUGAAACUGAAGAUAAAAGUGGUUCUAAUUUAUUCAUAUUCUUUUGACUGAUCCGUUCCAUUUUUGUCUGGUUAUUCCAGUGUAAUGCACCUGAAUCCGCCUCGGCUGUCUCACGGGCAGCCAUGAAAGAAAGAAAAUAUCAGGCAGAUUCUAUGCAUGUGACACGAAAAGAAGAAAAAGUACGGGAACGAUUUCGAAGGGAUCAUUAGCAGUCAAUUUGCAGAGGUUUUGUUGCACAAAGAGCUAGCAGAACAGCAGUCAUGUGCUUUCAAAACAAAAACGACAAACUGGAAGGGUGAGUCAGCCCCUUUAAGGCAUAAUUAUAUUUUUUUAAAGGAGCUGUUUGUAAUUCUUGAGCCCAGCGCUUCCUAUGAGGUGAACUGCCCUGCCAUUGCAAUGAAAACAUGGGCUCUUGUGAGUUGCCUUUGAAGAAAAAAUGUAAAGAGAGGGGACAGAGCUUAUUUCUGGGCCAGAAAAAUGUAAAUGGAAACCUGAAACAAAGAACAUGCUGAGAUCCUGUACAUCACAGUAUUUCUAAUCACAGUAUUUCCAAGGACUUAUCAUUAAAAUUAUACAAUUUUAUAUGUCCAGCAGCACUUUUAAAAAUUACAAACUGCUCCUUUAAAUGCGUUCAGAGGAAUCGUGUAGAGAGAAAAGAGAAGGUUUUCGGGAUGAAUGUACGAGCUUUUGUUUGUUUUAAUUCCUUUUUUUAGGUUUUAAUUCUAGUGCUUGAUAUAUACCAUAAGCUUAUGAUGUCAAUCCUCCGCUUUCUCAAAAAAAAUGAUAACAGCAAGUCUACAAUCCAUGAUCUAUAAAUACAAAACAAAAUCUGCCAAAUAAGACACAAAUAAUUUCAGUUCCUCGAUUCUUCUUGAAUCCCUUCCUUGCAUUUCAGUACAGGAAGUGCUGCAAGAAAAGGAAGCACCCAUCAGCCCCAGGUUGUGCCUUCCUGCCCCUAUACUGCAAAAGGCCAUUUGUAUGAUGGAUGUAGGGAAAGUCGACAAAGGUGUGAUAAAAACAUCAUUAAAACCUUUUUUUUUUAAUCAGAUAUUCUUCAAGAAGGGGAAGCAGGUACAUUUUUCAGGAUGCAUAUCAUAAACAGUCCAUAAGAAUGGAUCUAAUCAUGGCCUUUGAUUAAGAACACAAUCACCGUUUCUUUAUUUUUCUCCAUUAUUGCAGUGGAACACUUCCAAGCCGUCAUUUUGGCCUCCUUGAAUGGUUUUCCAUCAUAACCAAGCUGAGACAGUUAGUGUUUUGAAUAUGUAAAGAUUUAUUGCAUGGGUUUGUACUUUAUUGCUGUAAAGAAAUAAAAACACUAUUAUUUCCAAGCAUUGUUGUACUUUACAGUAGAAAAUAUGUAGGCAUACAUACAACGUGUGAAGUUGCACAAUGUAAACUAUUAAGGAAAAAAGUGUACAGUCGGCCAGUUUUCAUUUCUUAAACCCUUCACUCCUGGGAAGCUCCACAUCAUGUUCAUUAAAACUGUAGCCGAUAUUUUUUUGUUGUUGCUGUAGUUGUGGUUUUUUGACUGCAUUUUGCCAAAUCUUAACAUUUUAAUUUCUGAAAUGUAUCCAUUUUAAAAUAAGAGCUUUUGUGUCAUUUUGGAUUUCAAUUUGGGUUUUGUUUUUUUUGGUCAUUUUUUUUUUCUUUCCGCUUUCUCUUCAGCUUUCUUAUCACAGUGCAGUUUUAUUUUACAGCCGUCGCUGUGUGUUGGUGAAAAGAUCAGCGCUGAUCUGACUUCAUUUAGUUUUGCAUGGUGGGUUUCCACAUGCUGCAUGUUUCCCUUCGAGCUUUAUAAACCGAACACCUCACCUGAAUAUGCUAAUGUGAUGCUAACAGGACUUGGCUAACGACGAAUGAGUUUGAUUACAUGGGCAUAAUGCUAAUGUGCCCCCCAAUAGCCUUCAUUUAUUGUUAGAAACAUUUUUCAGGUGAAAUAUUCAAUUAAAAAUUGAACUGUUUUUAAGCUACUCGAGCUGCUUUUCACACUCGCGCUCAUGUUUGCCUUUCUCUGUUUUGUAAUAAACUCAACAAUUGAGUAAA